This is a messenger RNA of Aspergillus pseudotamarii, 1181 nucleotides long. RefSeq lists its product as uncharacterized. NCBI's taxonomy places the organism in Eukaryota, Fungi, Ascomycota, Eurotiomycetes, Eurotiales, Aspergillaceae. The record is from RefSeq and is a predicted model, not a curated record. The coding region runs from base 413 to 1141 and encodes 242 amino acids. The transcript has 2 exons.
CCCAAUAAUCAUGACUAUCACUGCCUUAUUGAAACAAGGGUCUCCUUUAAACGAUGUUAAACUUCCAUAACACAUCCACUGGGAAUCAUUUAGUGCUCACAGCCCCGGUCUCUCAGGGACCAGGGUACUAGCGUAGAUUGGUGACUGGUCGCUGAACCCCCCGAAACCCUGGAAGAUCUUAAUAUACCCAUCCCUUAGUCCAUUGGCACGACAUCACUCUUCCAAUGAUAAAUGGCAUUGCUUACUGCAUAUCAGAUAAUGUGGGUUCUCCAUUGACAGUUGGGCCACAAGGACACUAUUUCCCUGGUGCCGCUCAUUUCCUUUUUCUUCGUUCCCCGAAUUUCUUCGUUUAUUCUUAUCCCACCGACAUACCUUCCUUCCUUUCCCUAGUAAACGAAAAAUUAGGGCCAAGAUGACUACCGGUUUUGCUGUCCGUAAGAACGGUUCCUGCCUUCGAACCGAGAAUGACUGCGGUGAAACAGUUGGCGGGUUUCGCGGCUGCUGCCCGGGAGGUACAUUCUGUCCUCACGCUUACAAUAUCGAUUGUUGCCCAGCCGGAAAAAACUGCACGGAGUCGUUGGUGCAGGAACCGAGGUGUGCGAAUGCAACAUGGGAUCUGUAUGACAACGGAGGGUACUUUUGCUGUCCACACGACACGAUAGGAUUCGCGCUGGCUGGACAAUAUGAUGGCUGUGCCGGCACAGGUUACUCAUUUGGUGAUCAGGACACAAGGUUAAAGGUUAUCUCUUCAGGUACAGUGGCACUACCUUCACCAACAUCUGCAACCUCUGAAAUAUCCACAACAUCCACAACAACAUCAACUACAGCUACCUCCGCAGCAACCACACAGACAUCCUCUUCCUCAUCCUCUUCGUCAGGUGUAAGUAAGGGUGCAGUCGCAGGUGGCGUCAUCGGUGGCGUCGCCGGUGUAGCACUGAUUGCAGCUUUCAUUUGGCUUUUCAUGAGGCGCCGGUCACGGCCUCAGCCGGCGCCUAUACAAGACGGAAAUACACCAAUUCAUGACUACAAAUACAUAUCAAGUCAGCCCGUUGAAGUGGAUGGGCAGGGAACCCGGUAUGAACUGGAGAGUCGGCCUAAUGCGCCAGUUCACGAGUUACCGGCGCAGCUCCCAGAUCGGUGACAGGUGGAGCGAACGACAUUCAUUCGGUGUAAUUAUAAAA